Penaeus vannamei (Pacific white shrimp) is the source of this 1589-nucleotide messenger RNA. Lineage: Eukaryota; Metazoa; Arthropoda; Malacostraca; Decapoda; Penaeidae. The record is from RefSeq and is a predicted model, not a curated record.
AUGGUGACGAACAACCGGUGGACGAAACAAAUGGUGACGAACAAACCGGUGACGGUGACAACGGUGACGAACAAUGGUGGACGAACAACCGGUGACGAACAUAGCUCUUACGGAAUGGAUAGACUACAUAAGAUUGGAAUGACUAGUGUGGAAAGUGAAAAGUUGCUUACACACAUGGUCCCCGCCUUUUACAUUACUAAAGAACGAAACUCACACAGUGAACGUAAGAUCAUCAACGGAAAGCACCGUAUGGUCGUUCCGCACCAGGAAAUCCAGCGGACAGAUAUAACACAAUACAAUGAACAAGCGAAUGAACAGCUGUAUACCUUACCUAUUCUCUGCACUAACCCGCUCAAGGGAACCAUGAACACGAGCCCAACGAGCGGAGGCCAAUUGCUGAAGGAGGCGGCGGUGUUCGGGCCCCAGUCAGGGAAGGCGACCAGGCGGACUCCACGAUGGGCCCCCAAGUGCCCCACACAGUCAGCUACGAGGGGCAUUUGCGUGUCUAGCAUCAGUGUGGUGCAAGUGCAACCACACUCCUUCGAUCUAGACACUAUGCAUACCAGCAUGCAGCUCACAAACACUUCACUGUUUUGUCUGACUGUGUGGGGCACUUGGGGGCCCAUCGUGGAGUCCGCCCUGGUCGCCUUCCCUGACUGGGGCCCGAACACCGCCGCCUCCUUCAGCAAUUGGCCUCCGCUCGUUGGGCUCGUGUUCAUGGUUCCCCUGAGGCGUAUUGCCUGGACUCGUCAUGGCACUAUAAUCAUCACAGCCACACCGUAUCACCAUCACUUUGCAGGCUUGCGAAAAGGGAUACUCCUGUCCGCUGGUUUCCUGGUUGCGGGAACGACCAUACGGUGCUUUCCCGUUGAUGAUCUUACGUUCACUGUACUCUGCCAUGUGGGAGCCUUCAUGGUGGGAGUCUCAUGCUGCCUCCUCAUGCCCCAAGUCGGUGCUGUCGUCUCCGCCUGGUUCUCUCCGGCCGAAGGCACGACGGCCAUCGCUGUUGCCCUCUUGAUGAACCAGCUCGGAGGAGUAACCAUGUACUUCAGCCCACUCGUGGUGAGGGCGCCCGUGGAGGAGGACCUACUGCCGGAGGACAUCCGCAAAGACAUCACCAUUCUUAUGUAUAUCCAUUUCGGCAUGAGUUUGCUGCUGUUCUUGUGCGUGUUGUUCUACUUCCCCGACGCCCCGCCCUCCCCGCCGUCCCCGUCGUCGAAGGAGGAGCGGGAGGACUUCGGAAAGGGUCUGAAGGACUUCCUCAGGAACCCCCACCUGAUCCUCAUAGUGGUAGCGUACGGCGUGUCCUUCGGCGUGGUGGGCAACUGGGUCGGGUUCAUGACUUACUCUCUGCUGGAAAUCGGAAUCCAUCAGGAGGAAGCGAUGGGCGUGGGGAUCUCGAGCGUCGUCGGUGCCAGCGUCUCCGCCUUCGUCGCCGCGAGACUGACCGACAGGAUCUACGGGCACCUCAAGGUCACCAUCAUCGGCCUCCUGGCGGCCUCCUUCGCCUUCUUCCUCUGGUUCUUCUUCCUCUCCACCGGGGUCGUCGAGGCCACUCUGGGUUAGAAGGGAUUGUGUAGAUGUAAAUA